AUGUCCCCGAUUCUGGACUUCAACGCUGAGGCUGCGAAGCAUCUCAAGCUUCUCAGCCUCAAUGAAUACAGCGCAACAAGCUCGUCAGUCUCUGGUAAGUCCCAGUUACCAGAAGAGAUGGUGACUGCCCCGCUUUUCUCAUUGCCUGCACGCAGUGUUCUGUCCGCAAAAGACCACGGAGAAUCCUCCAGUCAUUCCGAGAACCAGGUCUAUCCUCAAUAUGGUCUCCUCGGUCAUCGUCUCGACACCUUUCCGCAGGGUAAUACCCAGAACUCUCUGGUGUAUACCAACACUGCAGCCCCGUGGUCUACCUUCAUCUGUGGCAGUCAGGGUAGUGGAAAGAGCCAUACUCUGUCGUGUCUGCUGGAAAACUCUUUGAUCGCCUCUUCGCCUGCUGGAAGACUCACCGCACCUCUCGCCGGUGUGGUCUUUCACUAUGACAAGUUUACGGGCUUUUCAAACACCCAACUUUGUGAGGCUGCUUACCUUUGCUCCUCUCAAAUUCCCGUUCGUGUGCUUGUGUCUCCAACGAACUUCAUGGCCAUGAAGAACGCCUACAACAAUCUUGUAGGACUGGGAAAGGUUUCCAAUAUGCUGAAGGUUGAACCGAUGUACCUUCCAAUGAAAGGACUGAACAUCAGCAUGAUGAAGACGCUGAUGGGAAUUGACAACGUCUCAAACCAGCCUCUCUAUAUUGAGGUGGUGAUGAAGAUUCUUCGAGAUAUGGCGAUUGCAAAUCAAGGACGUGAGAAAUUUGACUACACCAUGUUUCGCAAGGAGCUUGAGGCCGAGAAUUUCACGACGGCUCAAAAGGUUCCCCUCCAGAUGCGUCUGGAUGUGCUGGAAUCCUUCUUCGAGCCCGGCACUAUGCCCAACGGUAGUGUGAAGCCCAAGAAGCAAUCUCUUGCGAAUGACAUCUGGAAGUUUCCCAAGGGCUCUCUCACUAUCAUUGAUCUGAGCUGCCCAUUUGUUGGUCCGGAUGAUGCAUGUGCCUUGUUCAACAUCUGCAUCUCGCUCGUGCUGAAGGAUCGCCAUGAAUCGGGAAGAAUCCUGGCGUUUGAUGAGGCUCAUAAGUUCCUGACGUCAACAUCCGCCGAAGCAAUGGAAUUGACGGAAAGUCUUCUCUCCAUCGUACGACAACAGCGACACCUGGGCACACGCGUCCUCAUCGCCACCCAGGAGCCCACUAUCUCGCCGAACCUCCUUGACCUUUGCAAUCUAACCAUCAUCCACCGCUUUACCUCCCCGGCCUGGUUCAAAGCGAUCAAAGCCCACAUCGCUGGAGCUUCCGAUAAGGCCGAGGCCAAAGACGCGCUGGAGCGGGACCUCUUCCGGAAAAUUGUUCAUUUGAAGACCGGCGAAGCAUUGCUUUUCUGUCCGACCGCUCUGCUGGAUAUCAUGAGACGAAGUGAUUCUACUAGCAGCGACUCCGAACAGACUACGGAUGAUGAGGAUGUCACUACUGGCAACCACUAUGCCGUUCAACUAGGGGCUGGUCAUGUCCAUAUUCGUGUGCGCAAGCGUGUCACUGCAGAUGGUGGUCGGAGCAUCAUUACGCAGUGA
Messenger RNA from Penicillium subrubescens, 1563 nucleotides. Its product is annotated as ATP-binding protein. The record is from RefSeq and is a predicted model, not a curated record. The transcript is spliced from 3 exons. Lineage: Eukaryota; Fungi; Ascomycota; Eurotiomycetes; Eurotiales; Aspergillaceae. The coding region runs from base 1 to 1563 and encodes 520 amino acids.